AUGAAAGUCUCCACGGUGCUGGUGACGUUUCUGUGCGCUUCAAUGGUGUCUGCCAAAACAUACCGACGUCAGGAUGGAGUCAACAACAAGGCAUACUGGGCCGCCCUCGGUUGUGAUCAUCUGAUCGGUCAUUACAAGUUUGACAUGCCCAAGUUCGGUCGAAACACCCAGAGCAGCCGUAAGGAGAUCGCCGCCGCAUAUUGCGCAGUUGUUCCCUACAUCCAGAGUAAGCUACUGUGCUACCAAGGAGCCAUUGAACCAAAGCACUAUGACACUCAGGUGCGGAAGCAGAUUAUCCAGACUUGUCCCGAUUACUUGACUGAGGAGAUGACCGAUGAGUGGCUCAAGAACGCUACUCUGGUUGCCGAGGAGCCUGCGAAUGCAACUGCUGUUCUUUGGGCACCUGUGCCUUUUGACCAUGAUCACUGGGAAGAGGAGUACGAAGAGAUUCUGCCCCACUAUAUCAACCUGGAUUAUGCUACUUGGUACGGAGUGGCUCUGCUGGCCUAUUGGGCUAUGAUUUUUGCAUUUGGUGUCUUUUUCAACUUUUCUCAGAAUGCCUUCUUUGGUCUUUACAAGAAGGUUGGCUUCAACAAGUUCAGAAAGCACAUAUCUCUGCCCGCUCUCUUCGGCUACAAGCACUCUCAACCUUUGGGAUGGGAUCCUCUCAAGAUGGCCACCCCUACACGAAUCCAGUCCCUGGUUGUUAUUGGCUAUCUAAUCAUGGCUUUUGUCCUAUGCUUCCCUUCCUACCCUUUUGACGAUGACUAUGAAGAGGCUGGCACCUGGGGUGUUCAACUGGAACGAUUCCUGGCUGACCGAACCGGAAUCAUGUCUUUUACCCAGGCUCCCAUUGUCUUCCUUUUUGCUGGACGAAACAAUUUUCUCAUGUGGCUGACUGGGUGGUCCUUCGACACCUUCAAUGUCUAUCACCGAUGGACCUCUCGAGUCAUGAUGAUCUACGCCAUUCUGCACUCAAUUAUCUGGACCUGGAUGUGCCGAGACGAGCUGGCCAGAGACGCCGCUGAACUCUACUGGAUUCUGGGAACUGUGGCUACCAUUGCUGGCUCCCUGAUGCUUCUGCAAGCCAUGCACUUUUUCCGAUCCAGAUGGUACGAGAUUUUCCUUGUACUCCAUAUAGUGUUUGGCAUCCUCUUUGUUGUAGGCCUGUGGUACCACUGCUGGACCAUUGGCUGGAUGCAGUGGGUUUGGGCUACUAUUGCUGUCUGGGGAUUUGAUCGAAUCCUUCGAAUUGCCAGAAUUGUUUACUGUGGCGGAAUUCUAACGGGUGACUUCACUCUGGUCGACCGAGAGCAGCUUAUCAUCAAGGCUGAAAUUCCCUACUCCAAACUAUGGUCCGUCUACCCAGGCUCUCAUGUCUAUAUUUACUUCCUGUCCGGAAACAAGUUCUGGGAGUCCCAUCCCUUCACAAUCUACCAGUCUCCUGAAGCUCUCAAGAAGGGCAACAUGACUCUGCUUCUCAAGGCCAAGGACGGCAUCACAUUCGAGCUGGCCACCCGACUGAUAUCAGCUGGAGGAAAACGGUCCAUGAAGAUGCUCAUCGAGGGACCCUACGGAUCCAAGCACCCUGUAGGCAAGUACGACUCUUCCAUCUACAUUGCUGGGGGAAUUGGUAUCACUGCAACCUACUCGUAUGCCCAGCGAGUUGUAGCAAACUCGGUCAGUAAGAAUAUCAUCUUCACCUGGGUUGUUCGAGGAGACUCUUGUCUUGAGUGGUUCGGAGACGAGCUCGAGUACCUGCUGGCCGACCCCCGCGUCAGGGUCAAUCUGUACAUCACUAAGGUCGAUAAGAAAGAAGGCCUGGCUGAGGAGCUGGCCGAGGAAGCUUGCGAGCUGGAAUCUAAGUCCCCCGAGAAGCUUUCCAUUACCUCUUCCACGCGAGAGAACCUUCAUGUCGAGCACUUCCGUCCGUGCAUGGCCGAUCUGCUUCCUCAGUAUCUCUCCGAGUGCCCGGGAUCUACAGCCAUUGUCGUCUGUGGCCCUCCCGUUCUCAAUGAUGACACAAGAAAGAGUAUGUGUGAUAACAUUGAGUCUCAAACCGAUCGAGUCGAUUACUUUGAGGAGUCUUUUUCUUGGUAA
This is a messenger RNA of Yarrowia lipolytica CLIB122, 2100 nucleotides long. RefSeq lists its product as uncharacterized. Gene Ontology annotation, molecular function: ferric-chelate reductase activity. The record is from RefSeq and is a predicted model, not a curated record. Gene Ontology annotation, biological process: intracellular iron ion homeostasis; iron ion transport; copper ion import. Lineage: Eukaryota; Fungi; Ascomycota; Dipodascomycetes; Dipodascales. Gene Ontology annotation, cellular component: plasma membrane.